This is a messenger RNA of Python bivittatus (Burmese python), 4434 nucleotides long. The record is from RefSeq and is a predicted model, not a curated record. NCBI's taxonomy places the organism in Eukaryota, Metazoa, Chordata, Lepidosauria, Squamata, Pythonidae.
CACAAAUUCUUAAUUCUCAAUUGUUUUUCAACAAGAGUAUAAAUUCAAAAAAGAAGAAGAAUUCAACAUAAUUAAAAUGCAGUAUGAAAAAAACCUGAACAAUGAAAGGACACUUAAGACACAGGCCGUCAACAAAUUGGCUGAGAUUAUGAAUCGAAAAGAUUUUAAACUAGAUAGAAAGAAAGUAAAUAUGCAAGAUUUCAAGAAAAAAGAGAAGGAAAACCGAAAGUUACAGUUGGAACUUAACCAGGAAAAGGAGAAAUCUAAUCAGAUGGCAAUAAAAUAUCAAAAGGAACUUAAUGAAAUGCAAGCGCAACUUGUGGAAGAGUCCACAUACAGGAAUGAACUUCAGAUGCAGCUGGAUAGUAAGGAGAGUGAUAUAGAACAAUUGCGCAGUAAAAUUUUAGACUUGCAACAAGGCAUGGACUCUACUAGUGUUGCCAGCCUUCAGGCUGAUGAAACAGAUGGAAAUGUUACAGAAUCAAGAAUAGAGGGCUGGCUUUCAAUACCAAACAAAGGGAAUAUUAAACGUUACGGAUGGAAGAAGCAGUAUGUUGUGGUCAGCAGCAGGAAGAUUCUAUUCUAUAACGAUGAACAGGACAAAGAGCAAUCUAAUCCAUCUAUGGUAUUAGAUAUAGAUAAAUUGUUCCAUGUUAGACCAGUUACACAAGGGGAUGUUUAUAGAGCAGAAACUGAAGAAAUACCCAAAAUAUUUCAGAUUCUAUAUGCCAAUGAGGGGGAGUGUAGAAAAGAUUUGGAAGUAGAAUCAGUACAGCCAGCAGAGAAGACAAAUUUUCUGCAUCAUAAAGGUCAUGAAUUUGUCCCAACUUUAUACCAUUUUCCAGCCAAUUGUGAGGCUUGUGCCAAGCCUCUCUGGCAUGUAUUUAAGCCACCCCCUGCAGUGGAAUGUCGCCGAUGCCAUGUUAAGUGCCAUAAAGAUCACUUGGAUAAAAAAGAAGAAUUAAUAGCACCAUGUAAAGUAAGUUAUGACAUAACUUCAGCAAGAGAUAUGUUGCUGUUGGCACCCUGUCAGGAGGAUCAGAAGAAAUGGGUUUCUCAUUUAAUAAAGAAGAUCCCCAAAACACCUCCAUCUAGUUUUGUUCGUGCUUCACCCAGGACUCUUUCCACAAGAUCUACAGCAAAUCAGUCAUUCAGGAAAGUUAAAAAUACUUCUGGAAAAGCUAGGUCAAAGGAAUAUGGAUCUGUGGGGGACAUUACUCAUUCAGAGAACUCAAGUUACUGUUAACAAUAUAUGCAAGCUUCAUGGAUCUGACAUGGUGCAGUCUGAGAAUGGUGGGCUUUUUUCACCAUACAGAGGUGUUCCGACCGGUUGUUCUUUCCGAUACAACUUUCACAAGCUUCAGGGCUAAGACUGCUAUUACUCACUCCUCCUUGCUUUGGCAUAAAAAGCUCGCUGAGGGUAUCUUAUUGCGGGUUUGCCUUAAGGUAGAUUAGAUUAAUUAUUACUAUGUAAUGCAAAUAAAAGCAAAUAAAGCUUAGGGUUAGUGCUGCCUUUGGAAAUUCCUAAAAAAUAAUGCUUGUCAAUCUUAAUGGAAUAUGGUAAGCUUUUCUCAUAUCAGUGAGAAUGAGAGAACUAUUUACCCUAUGAGAGGGGUAUUUAUAUUGGGAUAAGCACACAGACGAGUAUAGAAAGAAGGUAUCUCAAACUGAGAGAAGCUGAAAUUUUCAUUGAAGACUCGAAGUUGUGCUGAAGAAAGCAGCAAAAUUUGCUUGAAAACAAAGCCUUAUAUAAUCACUUGAACUUCAGUGCCUUUUCUGCAUUGUUAUUAAUGCUAAUCAUUCAUGAGAUAGCUCAAAAUAUUACACAUUUUGCUUUACAAAAUAUUAACUUCACAUAUUGGUAAAGGAGGAGAAAAUGAGUAAUUAAGGUAAUCUAUGCAUUAUUGCCAAGCCAUACAGAAUUGUUUUUCAAGUGGCAUUAGAAGUUACUGUUAAAACAACCAAAUUUGGAAGUGUAUUUUGGUACAUAGUUGUUCCAUAAAUUGUGUAACAUGUUUCAUUAACAAUUUGAAGUGUGAAUUACAGCAAGCAUACACACACACAUGCAUAUGUAUGCUCUGUUUAAAAUGUAAAUUAUUGUUAGAACACUUUUAUUGGAUGUUGCCCUUUUAGUGCCUUAUUCUGAGAACUCUUUUCCUCCUGUGUCAAAUAAGUUUAGAAAUCUCAAAUACAUAUUACUGUGUGUCAUUGGUUUUGAUUGAAUUAUUGUAGGAUCUACUUCCAUUUUCACUUGUACAAUCUUGAAUAAAACUGUCGGUUACCAAGAAAUAAUUUAAUCAUAAUAAAAAUAUUAAUAAAUGUUUGUACCAUGAAAACAAAUUAAACCUCUGUAACAUUUUAAAAUUCCAGGUAAUACAGGAGUUGAAUACUUUUAAAUUCUUGUCUUGUAGCAGGAAUAUUAUUAUGGUAUUAACCGUAUGAUUUAUUUUAUUUCUUAACCAAAUACCUCUUUAGUAAUUUAUAAUGGCUUUGCAGUUAUGUAUUAAAUAAGAAGCACUGGAAAAAUGAUUCGUCUCCAUGACGAUUUGCAUGUUUCAAGUGGUGUUGAAAGCCUCAGCAAUAGAUAUGUAAUAAGCAUAUCUGUUAAUAAAAUGGUAAUGACUCGUGCUCAUUUAAUACAAAAUAAAACUAAUUUAUGAAAUAAUUAUUUUGAAAAUGACUCUGGUAUUUUUCUCCAGAAUACACUUCCUAGGAAGUUUUGGAAACUGUUAUACUUUCAGAUGACCAACUGUCAGCAUAUUUAAAUCUGAUGCAACUUGAUAAUUUUUUAAAAAUUAAAUUUUUAUAAUGUCAUAAUACAUUUUAAUACAGGGUAAAGUAGUAGAAAUCUCAUAGGAUAUUAAAGAACUUGUUUUGAUAACAUAAAUUGUUAAAUCCCAUUUAACUAAGCGCAUAAUGAUUUCCAUCAGAAGGAUUAUACCAGGUACACAGCUCUUAAACUAUUAUAUUUACAUGUAUUUUAAUUUAUGCAUGAAUCAUGGUUGUUAAUAAAAAUAUGUCAAGUUGAUUUCUGCACUCUGGAAAUCAGUGAUAAUGCUCUAUCGCUAUACACAAAUAUUGUGGACUCUAGCAAAGCUUAGAUAAGUGAUAGAGUUGAUCAGUGAAGAUUGACAAUGAAUACUGAAAAGUUAAGAGACUUUAGGAUGCAGAAAAGAAAUCUAAAGAAGGCCAGAGGAGUUUGAUUUUGUCAAAGUGGUCUGAGAAAAGAGGACAGAGUGUUUGAGAUAGGAAGACGAAAGACUGUGGGAUGACUGACAAGUAGCAUGAUAGAAGGCACAAAGAUCAGCAAGUGGAAAGAAGGAACAAAGGAGGAUCCAUGUGCUUGAGAUACCAGAUGGUAUACAGCCAAAAAGAUGGGACUGACAGGUGGAGAACAAGUUUUGUAACUGAUUCAGAGCUUGGAAAGAUUGACAGAGUGAUUAUGGUAAGAUGGGCUGAUUUGUCUAUAGUGAAGACAGAAACUAUCUUGAAACUGAGAAGAUGGUUAACCAAGGAUAUGGUUACAGAAUUUAUAGGGUGAAAAUGUAUGGAAUUUGAAAUGGUUUGAGCUUGAAAUGCUCUACAGUAUUCCAAAUUGAAAAUAGAUGUUCCAACUGUUGUUGAAGAGUUCUGACCUCUAAAUGGCACCAUUUUGAGUUGGAAAAAUUUUGUCAGAAUAAUGGCAGAAUGAUUCUAGUGAGGUUCAGAACAACCCAUUUCAAUCUUGCUUUUAUUUUAUCCUAAUUAAAAUUGAGGGUUUUUUUUAAAAAAAAAAAACUCCAUGAAGACAAAUAGGAGUUAAUAGGUUUGGGGGGGGGUUUUACAAAUAGGUAUAAACAUUACCUGUAAAUGUGCAAUUUACAAUUUUCUUGCCACUAUUAACAAUUUUGAUAAAUGGGAUGAGGGAUGCCUAGGAGGAAGAUAGAAAUAGCCUAAAAAGUACAUAUCCAAAUAGUAGCUUAACACCAAAACUGGCAUAGAAUUGUAUAUGAUAGGGAGAGGUAUACUGAUGCAGAACAAUACUGGUCCUGCUAUGAAAUGUUGCCAUGCAUUCUGGAGAAUUAUGCCUAAGCCCAAAAUUUAGGGUACCCAAUUGUUUAAUCUCCAGGGGCUAUUUUGUAAUGUUCAAGAAUUCAUUCCUGUGGUGUGUAAUUGUAAAAAUCUAGUCAUGCCUAGUUGUGAAUUUGAUGUCAGGCACCUCCCUGCAGUGUCAGUAUAUUAUGUGUUUUAAUGCUACAAUUUCAACUAUAUAAUGUAUCAGGUUCUGUAUUUCUAGUACUGUUAAGUUUUCAUUUUGCUGGUUGGUUCUUUGGUAUUCCUCAACCCAUAUGUAUAUAUUUGGCACCAUAUAAAUCCAUUUCAUGAAUCAUUUGGAGUAGCUGUUGCCUGUAAAACAUUAUGCUGCAAUAAACCAAUGAGUCUUUGAAUUGCCAA